Osmerus eperlanus (European smelt) is the source of this 5911-nucleotide messenger RNA. RefSeq names its product adenylate cyclase type 6-like. The coding region runs from base 383 to 3973 and encodes 1196 amino acids. Lineage: Eukaryota; Metazoa; Chordata; Actinopteri; Osmeriformes; Osmeridae. Gene Ontology annotation, molecular function: adenylate cyclase activity. The record is from RefSeq and is a predicted model, not a curated record. Gene Ontology annotation, cellular component: plasma membrane. The transcript has 24 exons. Gene Ontology annotation, biological process: adenylate cyclase-activating G protein-coupled receptor signaling pathway; cAMP biosynthetic process; intracellular signal transduction.
GUCUGAGUAGUGCUGUUGAGGGCUCGACAGUCAGAGAGGACAGAGAAUGCAGCUUUGGGUUUGGGUGAGCCAACGUUGUAUGACAAACUUAUCCAUAAUCUUCGGUGUCCUCCUAAAACGUCUGAACAUUUGCAACCAAAAACAAGUGUCGUAUCAAGAAGGAGAUAAAGUGGCCGCGGCUUCACUGCGGUGUUGGAAUAGCCUACAAGGGUGUCAGUGUGAGGCGGACAUCUUGGACUGACACACCUCUCGUGCUGUGCUGCUGGUCGGUCUGACUUUGUUGUGUGUGUGUGUGUGUGUGUGUGUGCUCAGUGGGAUAAAUGAGAGGCUUGGCUGAGGAGCGCAGCAGUGUUGGAACACACAGUCCAGCCCAAUCAGCGGGAUGUCGUGGGCCAGAGGGUUCUUCGUAGCCAGAGUGGAUGAGAGAAAGACGGCGUGGGGCGAGCGCAAUGGCAACAAGUCCAAGAGGACGGACGGCUCGUCCCUGUGCAACCCGCGCUACAUGAGCUGCCUGCGGGACUCGGAGGACUUGGAGCCGCCCCCUCCGGCCCCCCAGCACUACCACUGCGGAGCCGGGGCCAGCGGGGGCAACUUUGGCAUGCGUUGCGUCUGGCAGGAGGACCACUACGGGAAGCAGGUGGGGGGAGCGGGCGACCUGGGCCUGAAGUCUGUGGCCCUGGGCUUCGAGGACGGGGAGCUGAAGGGGAGGAAAGGCCCGGAGGAGGGAGGGGAGGACGGAGGGGAGGACGGCACGGGCGGCUGCAAGGCGGUGACGGCGGCGGACUUUUGGACCAGGCUGGUGCGGGUGUUCCAGUCCAAGAAGUUCCAGUCGGCCAAACUGGAGCGUCUGUACCAGCGCUACUUCUUCCGACUCAACCAGAGCUCCCUGACCAUGCUGAUGGGCGUGCUGGUCAUCGUGUGCGGGAUCAUGCUGGCCUUCCACUGCGUCCACGGCCCCCCGGACGUAGCCUACGCCUCGGUGCUCUCCGUGGCCAUCGGCACCUUCCUGGCCAUGAUGGUGGUGUGCAACCGCAACGGCUUUCACCAGGACUACAUGUGGAUCGUCAGCUACCUGGUGAUCGGGGUGCUGAUGGUGGUGCAGGUGUUCGGGGUGCUGAUGGUGGCCCCUCGCAGCGCCUCGGAGGGGAUCUGGUGGUCCGUGUUCUUCAUCUACAUCAUCUACACGCUGCUGCCGGUGAGGAUGAGGGCGGCCGUGCUGAGCGGCGCCGCGCUCUCCACCAUCCACCUGGUCACCGCCUGGCAGCUCAACCAGGACGACAAGUUCAUCCUCAAACAGAUCAGUGCCAACGUGCUGAUCUUCCUGUGCACCAACAUGAUUGGGGUGUGCACCCACUACCCUGCGGAGGUGUCCCAGAGACAGGCCUUCCAGGAGACCAGGGGCUACAUCCAGGCCAGGCUGCACCUGCAGAGGGAGAACCAGCAGCAGGAGCGCCUGCUGCUGUCUGUGCUGCCGAGGCACGUUGCCAUGGAGAUGAAGGCAGAUAUCAAUGCCAAGAAGGAGAAUAUGAUGUUCCACAAGAUCUACAUUCAGAAACACGAUAAUGUCAGUAUACUGUUUGCAGACAUAGAGGGUUUCACCAGUUUGGCGUCCCAGUGCACAGCGCAGGAGUUGGUUAUGACCCUGAAUGAGCUCUUUGCCCGCUUCGACAAACUGGCUUCGGAGAACCACUGUCUGCGUAUUAAAAUCCUGGGGGACUGCUACUACUGUGUGUCUGGUCUCCCUGAGCCGCGGGCCGAUCACGCUCACUGCUGUGUGGAGAUGGGAGUGGACAUGAUAGAGGCCAUCUCGCUGGUGAGGGAGGUCACGGGCGUCAAUGUCAACAUGCGUGUGGGCAUCCACAGCGGACGUGUCCACUGCGGCGUGCUCGGGCUGCGCAAGUGGCAGUUUGACGUGUGGUCCAACGACGUGACGCUGGCCAAUCAGAUGGAGGCGGGGGGCGCGGCGGGGCGUAUCCACAUCACCAAGGCCACCCUGCAGUAUCUAAACGGUGACUAUGAGGUGGAACCUGGUUCUGGAGGAGACAGGAACGCCUACCUGAAGGACAACAACAUCGAGACCUUUCUGGUGCUGGGCUGCAGCCAGAAGAGGAAAGAGGAGAAGGCCGUGAUGGCCAAGAUGCAGCGGGCGCGCGCCCCCUCCACCGAGGGCCUGAUGCCACGCUGGGUGCCUGACAGAUCCUUCUCCAGGACCACAGACUCCAAAGCCUUCAGAAAGAUGGGCAUCGAUGAAACGUCCAGCAAAGACAACCGCUGCGCCCAGGAGGCGCUGAACCCGGAGGAUGAGGUGGACGAGUUCCUGGGACGAGCCAUCGACGCCCGCAGCAUCGACCAGCUCCGCAAAGCCUACGUCAAGAAGUUCCUGCUCACCUUCCAGACCGCCGCGCUGGAGAAAAAGUAUUCGAAAAAGGUGGACGAUCGCUUCGGAGGCUACGUGGCCUGCACCCUGCUGGUGUUCUGUUUCAUCUCCUUCAUCCAGAUCAUCAUCUUCCCACACACGCCCCUGAUGCUGGGCCUCUUCAUCAGCAUCUUCAUCAUCCUCGCCAACAUCCUCUUCAUCUGUGCCAUCUACUCCUGCAUCAAGCUCUUCCCAGAGGCCCUGCAGACCGUGAGCAGACGGAUCGUUCAGUCGCGCACCAACAGCACUCUGGUGGGCGUCCUCACCAUCCUCCUCCUCUUCAUCGCCGCCUUCGUCAACAUGUUUACCUGUGACCGGGAGGGCCUGGUGGAGUGUGUGGCCCGCGAGCACAACACCUCCCAGAGCUCCGUGACCCUGUGUCUGCUGCACAACCUCUCUCAGGCAGCCGACGACGGGCUCACCCUCUGCAACAGCCGGGACACACCCUGCCACUUUCCUGAGUACUUCAGCUACAGUGUGCUGCUGACCCUGCUGGCGUGCUCCGUGUUCCUCCACAUCAGCAGCACGGGGAAGCUGGCCCUCAUGCUGUCCCUCCAGCUGGUCUUCCUGCUGCUGGUGGAGUGGCCCCAGGUGGCCCUGUUGGACAAUUCCGACCUCCUGGUGACGGCCAACUCCCUGUCUAUAACUCCUUCGAAUGAGACUCUGCAGUGGUUUAUUGGUUUCAAUGAAACUGAGGAAUGUCAAGAGAGUGUGACCAAGGUGUCCCUCAAGGUCAUGACCCCGAUCAUCCUGACCGUGUUUGUACUGGCUCUGUACCUGCAUGCCCAGCAGGUGGAGUCCACCGCACGCCUCGACUUCCUGUGGAAGCUGCAGGCCACCGAGGAGAAGGAGGAGAUGGAGGAGCUGCAGGCCUACAACCGACGCCUCCUCCACAACAUCCUGCCCAAGGACGUGGCCGCCCACUUCCUGGCGCGCGAGCGCCGCAACGACGAGCUCUACUACCAGUCGUGCGAGUGCGUGGCCGUCAUGUUCGCCUCCAUCAGUAACUUCUCGGAGUUCUACGUGGAGCUGGAGGGCAACAACGAGGGCGUGGAGUGUCUCCGGCUGCUCAACGAGAUCAUCGCCGACUUUGACGAGAUCAUCAGCGAGGAUAAGUUCCGUCAGCUGGAGAAGAUCAAGACCAUCGGCUCGACCUACAUGGCCGCCUCGGGCCUCAACGACUCCACCUACGACCGCGAGGGCCGCUCCCACAUCCUGGCCCUGGCUGACUACGCCAUGCGCCUCAGGGAGCAGAUGAAGUACAUCAACGAGCACUCCUUCAACAACUUCCAGAUGAAGAUAGGUCUGAACAUGGGACCUGUAGUAGCUGGGGUCAUUGGUGCCAGGAAACCUCAGUAUGACAUCUGGGGGAACACAGUGAACGUGGCCAGCCGUAUGGACAGCACUGGUGUCCCCGACUGCAUCCAGGUGACCACAGACCUGUACCAUGUGCUCUUCAACCGGGGCUACCAGCUGGAAUGCCGAGGCGUGGUCAAGGUGAAGGGGAAGGGAGAGAUGACCACCUACUUCCUCACCAGCGGGCCCCAGGGGAGUUAAGCUCCAGCUGCACUCACACAAAGGGACGCCAGGACAGAGAACCCAGCGAGAGCGAGUGGUCGAACUCGCAAAAGACGAGCCCAACCACAGGACCACACUGGGGAGCGGACGGUGUCCAAGAAGGACCCGGUUGGGUGUGCGUGCUGGAGCUCUCCUGUAUUCAAAUGUGCGCGGACACACACACACACACACAACACAACACGUCGGAAAAGUGUUCUCGUUUCCCUACUAAGCUGCUUCAUGUAUGAUUUGAAGAAGACCUAUUGCCUUAGAAGGAGAUGACUGAGCUUAACUAAAGGCUAUGUUUGUGCGAGAGUACAAGUACCACACAGUUCCUUAUUUAUUUUCAUGGCAAAGUUUGUUUGCUGUUUUGUUAUUUUCGGGACACCCUUCUGACGAGACUCUAUACGCGUAUAAAUAUGCAAGGAUGACAAGAAGGAUGAAAAUGACCAAAGAACAAAAGGUUUGAUAUGAGGGGAAAGUUAUCUGGAAUUUUCUCUACUGGUCUACCUUUCACUUUGGACACGGCCAUGUUACUGUCGUUUAGUCUAACACUUCUUUUGUUUUGGGACUUGAUAUACUCAUGGAGGAAAACAAGCACACACACACACACACACACACACACACAUGUAGAGCAGCCUUGGAUCGUAUUUCUGGAUUCUUAUCAGGGCCUCCAGUCUGCAGCGAUGUCCUAGAUCACAGUAUGAACAUAACGCUUCUGUGUCUUCUCUUUUCAAUGCAUAAAAUACUGGAGAUGUUAGUUUUUGGUACACACCAGAAGGAAAAUGUUGUGAUGGACAAAUGGUUCCGUUCUGUAUCACGGUACUGGAAAUUUUAACUGUUAUGAGAAGUUUUGUAAUUGUGUGUGUGUGUGUGUGUGUAAACGCCUGUGCGUGUGGGUGGGUAUGUGUGUGUGAGAGAGAGUGCGAGUGUGUGAAAUGGAAUGCUGUUCUUGAUCUUUAAAGGGGAAUAACUUUUCACUGUGAGGUUUUUAUGAAACUUAAAAUGAUACUGACAAAAUGCUUUCUUGCCAAACUGGUUAUUACAAGGCAUGUGUUUUUCUUCUUAUAUGUUGGAGUUGUCUGUUCAUUCCUCAUUUUCUGUUUUUUUUUCAUUACCUUGCUUUCCCCAUGCUUUCUAUUUGGAUGUGAUUAGGAUUGUUUUUGUUUCAUUCCAUCCUGGAUGACCGUCACAUUUUCUUUUAGUUUUUUUAGGGGUCAGACAGAUGAAUGCUGUCUGGACAAUACUUACCUGUACAGUAAACAACGUUACACUGGGAGACCUAAAUAUACCCUAUACAACAGGUGCUUCAGCCUACUCUGCUCCAUGGCAUUUAGUGUUUGAUGGUAUCGAACAGUAUUGGCACACAGUCUCUUUACUCCCCAAGGAGCAUUAAGAAACAUUUAUUUCAUUCAUGUAUAAAAAAAGAAAUGUGUCUGACUACUGUAACUGUGACUCAUGUUUCAAAGUAAUUUCUCACAACACAAAAGAGAUAUAAGACGAUACGAAAACCACUGACAAUGUUGCAAAUGUGGUUGAGAGACAAGCCGAAAUGAUGCACUGUGUAAAACUUUUUUACCUUUUAUUUUACCAGGCAAGUCAAUUAAGAACAUUCUUAUUUACAGUAACUAUUUAAAAUAGGAGAGAGUAGUCAAUAGACUCUGAGCUUGUGUAGGUGUUGAGGUUGUUGCUCUGAUGCUGGAGUGAGAGAGGGUUGCUGUCAUAGUCUCUCUCACCGUGGUGGAAUCCUGAACCCAUCAUUCAAUAAACAUGUUGUGAUCCCAGUUUUCUUUUUUUCAAUUUUUUUUUCAAUUUUUUUUUUUUUUUUUACAUUCAUUUGUAUUGUCUUGAAGCUGGAAGGCUCACAACAUAUAUUUUUUUGCAUUCCAGAAAAUACUUCCCUUGGAUAAGAGAUCAAUAAAUGGAUGUUUUGUAUUA